Messenger RNA from Leucoraja erinaceus (little skate), 2116 nucleotides. Its product is annotated as Na(+)/citrate cotransporter-like. The record is from RefSeq and is a predicted model, not a curated record. The transcript has 13 exons. The coding region runs from base 253 to 1908 and encodes 551 amino acids. Gene Ontology annotation, molecular function: succinate transmembrane transporter activity; sodium:dicarboxylate symporter activity; citrate transmembrane transporter activity. NCBI's taxonomy places the organism in Eukaryota, Metazoa, Chordata, Chondrichthyes, Rajiformes, Rajidae. Gene Ontology annotation, biological process: monoatomic anion transmembrane transport; citrate transport. Gene Ontology annotation, cellular component: membrane.
GCUGGCGUGCCUGAGGUCGCUGCGGGAGCUCCGCGACCCUCUCGCUAUCACUCUGCCCGUCCUGAUGCUGCUGCCGCUGCCCCUCGUCCUGAGGUGCCAGACCCCCAUUCUAAUCAAGAAUCUGUCAUCUCCACCUUGAAAAUAUCCAUUGACUUGGUCUCCACAUCUGGCUGUGGCAAUGAAACGGAUCUAAAGACAUUCCUCCUCGUCUCCUUUCGAAAGGAAGCCUACUGUGGAUUCGUCGUGCUCCUGAUGGCCGUGUACUGGUGCACCGAGGUCAUCCCUCUAGCCAUCACUGCCAUCCUUCCCGUUCUCCUCUUCCCUAUGUUCGGAAUCAUGACGUCUAAAGAAGUGUGCAAGCAGUACAUGAAAGACACCAACAUGCUCUUCCUCGGCGGGUUAAUGGUGGCAGUGGCCGUGGAGACCUGCAACCUCCACAAGCGCAUCGCACUGCGGGCCCUCCUCUUGGUUGGCGUCCGGCCCGCUCUGUUGAUGAUGGGCUUCAUGGGCGUGACGGCGUUCCUCUCCAUGUGGAUCAGUAACACGGCCACCACCGCCAUGAUGGUACCCAUCGCCCAGGCCGUGCUGGACCAGCUCAACACCACCGGCACACAGCCGGGAGAUCCAGAGCAGGGACACGGACAGACCGCCAGAGGCCAGGAACUGGAGGAGAAGGAUUCCACAGUUGAAGGGAUUCAACCAGCUCUGAUCUCUCCGGUGAUGCAGACUCAGGACGCUGACGUGGAGAUGAAGGUGUCUGCGGUCCCGCACAGCGAUGCGCAGAGAGAGCAGCAGCGGCUACGGAAGAUGCUCUCUCUGGCCGUCUGCUACUCCGCCAGUAUCGGGGGCACGGCCACUCUCACUGGCACCGGCCCCAACCUGGUGCUGAAGGGGCAGUUCAGCCAGAUCUUCCCCGACAAUGGAGAUGUGAUCAACUUUGCCUCCUGGUUUGGCUUUUCCUUCCCGAACAUGCUGAUCAUGCUGACCUGCUGCUGGCUCUGGCUGCACCUGCUAUUCCUGGGAGUGAAUUUUGGGAGGUUGCGGAUGGACAAAUCGCCGAGGGAGCAGGCGGCCUACGGCAUUAUCCAGGGGGAAUACAGCAAGCUGGGUCUCAUGUCCUUCGCUGAGAAGCUGGUCCUCGGCCUCUUCAUCCUGCUGAUAACCCUCUGGUUCACCAGGGAGCCGGGCUUUGUGCGCGGCUGGGGCUCCAUCUUCAACUGGGAAGGCAAGAAGUUUGUAACCGACGCCACAGUGGUGAUGUUCAUCACAUUCCUCAUGUUUAUAAUGCCGUCUCACAGGCCACGGCUCAAGGGCUGGGCCUGGAACAGGACAGUGGAGGCUGAGCCGGGCAUUGACUCCAGGGAGCGGAAGGAUCACCGCUCUGGCCGGCUCCUGGAAUGGAAAGAGGUCCAGCGGAAGCUGCCCUGGAAUGUGGUGCUGCUGCUGGGAGGAGGCUUUGCCCUGGCCAAAGGAUGUGAGGUAUCGGGCUUGUCCUUGUGGCUGGGCAGCCAUCUGCUGCCGCUGCAGAACCUGCCGCCGUGGGUCAUCGCUGCCCUGCUCUGCCUGCUCAUCGCCAUCUUCACCGAGUGCACGAGUAACGUGGCCACUGCCACCCUCUUCCUGCCCAUCCUGGCCUCCAUGGCCGUCUUGAUCAAGUUGAACCCUCUCUACGUCAUGAUCCCAGGUACUCUCAGCACCUCCUUCGCCUUCAUGUUGCCAGUGGCCACUCCGCCAAACGCCAUCGUCUUCUCCUACGGCCACCUCCGGGUGACCGACAUGGUCAAGGCGGGGUUUGUUCUCAACCUGAUCGGCGUGGUGUCGGCCACCGUGGCCAUCAACACCUGGGGUCGUGCCAUGUUCCAUCUCGACACCUUCCCCGCUUGGGCCAACAUCUCCAGCUCACUGUGAUCGGCAGCAGGGAGACGGCUGCCGUGGACGCCACUAUCCGCCAGGAGCUGCUGACGGUCUGGUUAAUGGCAGGAGGCCCGGGAACAAUGCUACGUGGAGGUGGUUGGUGUGGGGUGUCUCGACUCACUGUCAGUGCUUGAAUUUACAUGAAUAAAACAAAGUUAGUGCACCCGGGCAUGUCUGUCAGCCUGCAAUCCUCUCGCUGCAU